Molecule: messenger RNA, 7467 nt
Organism: Anthonomus grandis grandis
Lineage: Eukaryota; Metazoa; Arthropoda; Insecta; Coleoptera; Curculionidae
Product: RNA-binding motif protein, X-linked 2
Exons: 3
Coding region: 169-948 (259 amino acids)
Biological process (GO): mRNA splicing, via spliceosome
Cellular component (GO): precatalytic spliceosome; catalytic step 2 spliceosome; U2 snRNP
Molecular function (GO): RNA binding
Source: RefSeq, a predicted model, not a curated record
GUUAGGUUAUGUUAUGAUAUUGAUAAAUUUCAAAAGUUGUUUACAGUCUUACCACCUAUAAUAAUAAAUUAGCUUUUUAUUUUAUUUCUUUAUGAGGCAACUUCUGUGAUUAUUAAUUAGUUCGCCCUAAAGUUCCAUUAUUCCGUAAACCGUGAAAAAUAAUUCAAAAUGAACUAUAUGACGAAUGUGAAGAACAUUAAAAAGCUAAGCGAACAAGAGCUUGGCAACUUGGGAGGAAGUUCAUGGCAUGACCAGUACAAAGACAGCGCCUGGAUUUACAUUGGAGCCCUGCCAUUUGAUUUGACCGAAGGAGACAUCAUUUGUAUAUUUUCACAGUAUGGUGAGGUAGUCAAUAUUAACCUUAUCCGAGAAAAAGACACUGGGAAAUCAAAAGGGUUCUGCUUUCUAUGCUAUGAGGACCAACGCUCGACCGUUUUAGCAGUAGACAAUUUUAAUGGAAUCAAAGUGUUGAACAGAACAAUUAGGGUUGACCAUGUACAAAAUUAUAAGGUACCGAAAAGUGAUAAAAAAGCCACAGAGGAAACUAAAAAGUUGCAUGCGGAAGGCUGUGCCCCAAAAGCAGAGCCUAUAGUACCAAAAAAAGAAAUAAAACCUGAAUCAAUGGAGAAUAUGUUGGUGAGGGAAACCUUGGCUGAUCAAAUUGAGGGUGAGAUUAAGUUGCCUGCAAGGUUGCCAAUAUAUGCAAAUGUUAAAACUGAGAAAUUGUAUGAUGGUGAAGAAAUUGAAAAAAAAGAAAAGAAGAAAAAAAAGAAAAAGAAGAGCAAGAAGUCUAAGGGUAGUGAUUCAAGUGAUUCUGAACCAGAUACAAAGGAUAAGAAGAAAAAGAAAAAGGAAAAACGAGAGAGAUCAAGAAGUAAAGAGAAAGAAGAAAAGAAACCAUACAAGAGAGAUUUUAGUCCCAGCAUACCUAAAAGGUGGAGGCAAUAAAAUAAAGUACUAUUUUAGACAAAAAAUUGAAGACACAAGUGCAUAAAGGAUUUAUGUAACAAAAACCCACUUUUUGCGCAAACUGAAUUUAAAGUUUUAGACCCUAAGGCUACAAUGUGUACUAGUCUUAACAAAUAAUGCAUAUUACAUUAUCAAAGGAAACUAUAAAGUUCUAAAAGUACGUGAAUCCUUCAUUCCCUAGGUAAGUUAAAAAAAAAUGCAUAAAGCGUACAAGGUAUAACAAAACUUGGACAAAUAAAUUCAAAUCAAAUAUUUUAUUUGUAUUGUUUACAAGAAUAUGCUUAUAUUAAAUCCUAAUUAGUUCUUCUUUUCUUAAUUUUUCUUGUCCGCUCGACUUCUGCGCUUUCAUUAUUGUCGUCAUUAUCUUCAUUUUCUCAUAAACGAGAAUAAAAAUGUUGAUAAGUUUCUUCUAUAAAGCAAAGUUGUUGUUUUAGGUUCUUUAUUUUUUCUUCAGAUAAGGUAGUUUUUUUGUUUGAUAUUAUUUCCAAUUUAUAUUCAUUACUGAAUUCGUCCUGGCAUUUUUAAUUAUAUCGACUUUUAGGAAAGGUGCGUUUGGGUCCAAUGAGGUUUUGUAAUAAUAUUCGCCAUAGCUUUUCACGCGUAUCCAUUUAAUAUCAUCUCUAAAAUUUAUUUUGUCUCCACAACAAUUUUUUUUUCUGUUAAACAAGUUCAAUUUAUUUUCUAUCUCAGGAAUAUUUUUAAAAUGAUCGGUCAUAUUAAUAACAGAGUUUUUCUUACUUGCUUCUUUUAUAACAUCUCUGUAUUGGUCUGCAGAGAGUAUUUUCUCAAUUUUUCGUAAUUUUUUUUCAAUAAUUUCAAGAUCUCUAUCCGAAUCCUGGAAAGAGUGUCCUACCUCUGGAAAUUUAUGGUCUAUAACUUUGACAUAAUAUCGUCUGUGAGCCUGCAAUUUCUUCUUACUAAAUUUUACCCGAUUUUUCACAAGAGCCAAAAAACUGAUAUUGUGUUAGUUUGUUAAAAUUCUCCAAAUUUUUGCUGCUCACAUUGUUUUUAUAAAAGGGUUUUUUGAGUAAUUUAUUUUAACUUUGAUAAAACAUUUUUUGUAAGUUUUUAUUUUAAGAUAGGAUUUAUUGAUAUGAAAAAACAGACAGAUAGGAUAAUUUGAAACAAAAGAAUAAAGGGGAUAAAAUAAAAUUACUCUCUAAAAAAUCAAAAGUUUUAUUUCCAACAUAACUAAGUGAACCAAAAAAUAUUGGAUGGCAUUAUAGACUACUUCUACAUUAAAAAAUAUUGUGCUUUUAAUAACGAAACUCAAAAAACAAACUUAUAAAUAUCAGACCUAUAAGAGAGGGAGACUAUCAUAAAAGUGAUGGACAUCUCGUGGCAAAACACUUUUUAACUCUUGCAAGUGUUUAAAUUUACUUGCAGGAAUUUUACAUUGUUGAGUAUGCAUCUUGGGAUAUUCCAUUAUUACCUCAAGAUUUUCCGGCCUCACCGGCAAAGUUUGCCAUUCACCAUCAAAAUCUGUUUUAAUCUGAAUUAGAUUAUCGUAUUUUAUGCACUUUAUGUCAGUAACUUUAGGAUCAUUUGCAGAUUUUCCUCGGCGUAUGGAAGAAUACCUUAAAUGUUUCUAUUUUGAUACGUACAUCCGUCCGAAUAAAUAAUGAUGGGAACGUUUGUUAAAACACAUUUUUUUCUAAAUAGUCCAACAAGCAUGAAACAAAAGUAGACGCUUUCAACUCGCUGUUUUGGUCUUCAGAAAACCAGUAGCAACACGCAUCAUGCGUUUUCAUGUUAUAAAUAGUAAAAUUAUGGCAACAUAAUUUUGUCUUAUAGUAAAGGGCAUUGGCCUGCAAGUAUGAAGAUAAUUUGACUGCUUGCAGAUCCAUUGAAAUUAAGAUACAAUUAUCUAAAAGUGCCUCGCUUUUAUCUUUCAGUUUUUCUUCCCGUGCACGAUCUUUCCUGCGAAUAUGCUCUUGAUAGUCACCUUCUGCUAGAUUUCCUUUCUCAUAAGAGGUACACACGUUGCAUUUAUCUUUUUUUAAAGUAUAUAUAGAUAAAUUUAAUUCCUUAAAUCUCCUCGUAAAGUAUUUCCUGGUGACUGAUGGUACAUUUUUUUCUGAGCAAAACUCUUGAUAAGCCUUAAAAAGUUCAAGUUUUGUUUUAAAUACUGGCUCCAAAAACAGCUUUUUUGAAUUUUUUCUAUUAUGGUGAGAGGGUAGCUUAGGUAAGGAAUUUAAAAACGUAUCAACGUGCUGUAUACUUGAAGUGCUGCGUAAAGCAAUUUCUCGCUUUUUAGUUAUUUUACGGCCUUCAUCCUGGUGCAUGCCUGAUUCACUACUGUUCACCCAGUCUUGGACUGUUUUGUAUCCAAGAGCAAGGGUGUUUAGAAACAUUGUGCGACAUACCUGGAGCUUUUUAUUGUCAACAUUUAGGUAAUACACAAAAGUCCCCUGUCGUCGUCUUGAGUUUUCUUGCGUUUUACGUUUCACGAAAAUUUUUUCGACAGUUGAAGCAACGUAAACCUUUUUCUGAUCCCACGACAUUUCGCUCCAAAAGUAAUUAAAAAUUACUUCUCUCUGAGCUGCCGUAAUUUGAAAACAUUUUCUUACUUUUGACUUUCUACAGAAAUUUGAAUUACAUCCACCUUUUAGUUUUCUUUCUCCUCUGUAUAUAUUUUGCUGAUAUUUUCCAUUCUCUCUUGAAAAUCCGAAGUAUUUUUUACCUCGCACACGUAAAUUUUUGUUUAUUUCUCUUAUCCAUUGACUUUGAUCAGCUGUUAUUCUUCUUUUCCUUUCUCCUGGUGCAUCGAAGAUUUCUUGACCAUCUGGAUUUUCCAGUGCAUCAGCAUUCUCUAUUUCGAAGUUCUGAUUAUUCUCUACCAUAUCAACGUCCGAGUUAACGUCUGUCUGGACGCCUAAGAGUGAAACGUUCUCAACGUCAACGUAAAGAACCUUAUUUUAUUUUGUCUAACACACCUUCAUUAUGUCUCCCAACAGUCUCAACUUCUUGGCAAAUUUGUAUUUCUGAGACUUCAUGUUUAUCUGAUAGUAAACUAGCAGCAGAAACACUUUCAUCAGAUGUUGAUGAUAUAUCUGAAGGUACGUAAUCGUCACCUGCAUUGUCAGAACUGCAAUUUGUGGCUUUAGAGAAAUCACGACUGUUAUCAGGCGGCAGUGUCUCUGUAACAAAGAUUAAAGAUCAAAGCAAAAGAACAUUUUAACUAUUGCAGAGGUACCUACCUUCCAGAACCGGAUCUGUGAAUAUGUCGGAAUAACUGUUUUGCAGCACAUUAUCAGUUAUUUGUGCGAAAUCUUCAUAAUAAGGCCCGGAACUAUUUAAAAGCAUUUCAUCGGUAUCUAAAAAGUCACGAAAAAUUUAUUUAAGAGUUUAUAGUAAUUUUAAUUAUUUUCAAAUAUUUUUCUUAGAUUGUUCCGAUUUUUUUGCCGACAACUGUACUACUUACCAAGCACAACGACACUACUUUGUGGGUUUUUCCCUAUAUUUAUUCCUUCAACUUCCAUGGGCGCAUUUCUAAUUAAAUUUAUAUUUCUUGCCAAAUCCAGAAUUUUCUUAGAACGUCUAAUUUUUUCCUAAAAAAUAAAAUAUAAAAUUACUGCUAACUACACACGAAGGCUAUGCCCAUCACUAACGCAAAACCUCCUAUCUACAUCAAAAAAUAUUUUAAUUACUUUUGUAUUUAAAUUUUCCUAAUAUUGAAAGGAAAAACUUACCUAUACAACUAAUACUUCCUAUUUUUAUUAAAAAAACACUUUUGCACAAGUAACUAUUAUCACAAACUAGAAAAAUGAAGCUCAAAUCUGCCGACAACAAGUUCUUGCUCGAAAGCGUGGAUAAACACUGCAGUUAGGAGAAAUUACGUCCAAAAAACGUGCCAAUUCAUUAGGAGAUAUUGCCACAAGGCAAUUAUACGCGCGAAAAAAUUUUUAGAGUUCAUGCGCAGUAACAUAAAGACUGUUGUGUUGGGUUGCCUAAAAGUCAUUUUUGCUGAAAAUGCUAGUUAGGAGAUAUAGCAGGCUCACGGACGAUAUCCUUUUAAAAUUAGAUAUUGAUAUAGGCAUAUUAGGUUAAAAUUUUUGUUCUGCCCAGCACAAGAAUCGGACCAGAUGAGAAGAUGUUUUAUGUCCUUGUUUCUAUUUGUUAAAAGUUGAACAAAUGUGUGCAAGCUACUGCCAACUUCAAGGCUGCCCUUUUUUGCUAUAUCUUCGGUCCAAUUAAAAAAAUACGCCUUAUCACCGUCAGAUGUUAUUGUGUGGAUUCCAAAGUUAUAGAACCACAUCUGCCUUAAAUAAAAUGAUUUGGAAGUGGUAAGUCGUGGUAAAGGCAUAGUUUGCUGUAAAUCCAUAGUCAAAUAGCAGAAUUCAUUAUUCUCAAGGGCCCUCUUUCUAUCGAAUCUUUGCUGCUCAAAAGCAAAUUUAAAAUUUUGUGUAUGGAUUUCAUUUCCUAAAUUGGCAUGUAUCACUCCUGGGUUGUCCAAAGGAAAAAUUAAAUUCCGUUGAAAAAACGUGUGUAUAAAAACUUUUUGAAACCAAAAACCGUUUAUGCAUAUUAGUUUCUUGAACAUAUUCUUGAUACAGCGUAUGCAUUUUCGUUAUAUUUAAUACCGGAGACAAAUACAACUUAUUGGCAUUUUUGUUUCGUGAAUAGUGAGAUUGUUCUGCAGGAAAAGAGAGAAUAUGUCUUUUUACAGCAUCAACCACAUCUUCUUCUAUUUUAUUUGGUCUAAAAAGAUGACGACCCCUUUUAUCUGGUGAUGGUGCUGUAGUCCCUGAUUUCAGCUGAUUUUGAAUAAGUUGUACUUUUUUAUAUGAAAUCUGAUAAAGGGAGACAAAGGCAGUUUUACAAACGGUUUUGGUAUGCUUGUUGCAGGUUAUUGUGUACCUAAAGGUAUAUGAUUUUCCUUUUGUAAUGUUUUUGCUAUGCUGAUUAACAGGCGCAAUCGAAACAGAUUUAAAAAGUAGCGAGUUUUUCGCAUUUUCAUCUAAUGAGUAAAAUUUUUUAAAUAUUUUUACCCGAUCAUCCUUGUCAAAUUGAUUUUCACAAUUUUUUUUACAAUUUUGCUUUUUGCAUAAAGAUCCUAAUUCGGGACUUUUGCUUGGCAUUUCUUUUUUACUUUUUAAUAAAAUGUAAGUCUCGCCUCUCUGUCUUGCCGAAGCGGUCCUAUUUUUUUUCCAUGUUUCACAACGACGCUUUCUGGUUCUUGAUUUUUUUUCUGGCAUAUCAAAUACCUUCCUCUUGGCUUUGUUUACCCUAGACUCCAAAAUACUAUCUUGCCUUUCUUGAUAGUUGUCAGAAUCUUCUGCUGUAACAUGUAGUAAGGUUUUAGGGUGACUUUCAUUUUCAUCCUCAUCUUCAAAACUUUCACUUGAUUCGGUACUGUCGGGAUUAAUGUACUGUCGAUAUAAUCUGUGUUUCGUUUCUCAUAUUCGAUGUUCCUGAUACUAGGUGGAGUUUUAUCUUGUGAUGGUAAAACUUCUUCGACCUCCAGAAACAUAAAGCUUUUUAAGUUUAUUAUCACUUCAGAUAUAGGUAUCAGGUAUCAUAUAAAAUAACACUCAUACCUAGGCUCUGAUGUUUUAGUUUUUUUUUUAUUUUAACGUAAUAAAUUAACGUUUUUAUUUUUAAUGAGGUAACUAUUUUUUUUCCUCAUGGACCUACAGUUUUACGUGGGUUCCGAACCACAAUGGACUCGCUUCUAAUAAGCCGACCGCCCAAGUUAGGUAUUUUUGUGUUAAGUAUUUAAAAAAAAACAUAUCAUCUGCAAUAAUCAUCUCAUGUUCUUUAUUUUUUUGUUCUUGCAAAUCAAAAUUUGGAACAUUUUCAGUUUUCCUCCUACUUAAUAAGCCUUGUGUAUUCUUAUCAGAUUGUUCUAAAAUAAUUUAAACAAUAAAUACAUUCCUUUAGGCCACCGGUAAGAUUGUAACCUCAAAUUGUGAAUAAAACACAUAUUUUUCCAACAAAGAUAAAUUAUAUGGAUUUAACAUACCUUCAAACUGUAUUUGACCUAAGUUAACUAGACGUCUACUUCUUGCCGACAUGUUCACAACUUAUUUCACUAUAUUCAGAACAGCAAUACGCAGGAAGAAAAAUAUGUGAAAUGGAAAAGGAUGGGAUAAACAAAAACAUAACCUAACUUCAGGGAUCUAUGUAACAUGUCAACACAAAACAUUUUGCAUCAGGCAUAAAAGAUCUAUGUACCACAUUGAUCCUUUAUGCAUUUUUGUAAUAAUUAUUUGGUACAUAAAUCCUUUAUGCCCUAGUAUAUUUGUUGCUAAAACAUUUUUAGGUCAAAUUAUCCUUUAAUUUAAAUUUUGAGGUUAAAUCAACCCUAUUUAACGUAAAAACUCGAUUUUAAAAAAAUGUUACAUAGAUCCUUUAUGCACUUGUGUCUUCAAUUGUUUAUUGGUAACAGUGUUAUUGACAAAGGCAUUGUUUUUGGCAUAAAUCAGUCUAGAAUAAUUUAGUAUAUUAUUUAUAUUAAUAACACUAAGAUAAAAUAUAUUUUAAUGACCUUUAUAA